CUUUGACAACACAAAGUGGAUUUCUUAGGACACUACGUGUCUGACCAGGGUCUCCACAUGGACGACGCGAAGAUCACUGCUAUUGCGGAGUGGCCCGCCCCCACAUCCGCCAAGCAGCUUCGCAGCUUCCUAGGCCUGACCAGCUACUAUGAUAACUUCAUCCGGGGAUACGCUAGGUAUUCCUACGUCCUUACCUCCACCCUCCUCCGGAAGAACCCACCCUGGGCCUGGACACCCUUCCACGAGGACUCCUUCCGCGGCCUCAAGAGGGCGGUGACAUGCGCACUGGUUCUUCACCUACACGAUUUUGAUCGCCCUAUUAUCCUUACCACCGAUGCGUCAGACUUUGCUGUAGGAGUAGUGCUUUAUGAGGUCUUCCGUGAUUGUCCGAUAGCCUUCUACUCCCGUCAGCUCCUGCCCGCCGAGAUAAACUACACUGCUGAUGAACGUGAGUUUCUCGCAGUAGUUUAUGCCGCUCGGCACUGGCGUCACUACCUGCACGGGGCACCAUUCACGGUGCACACAGACAACUCUGUUGUCCAGGCUUUUCUGACAAAGCCGAAGCUCACUCCUCGACAGGCUCGCUGGUGGCGCGAUCUAUCCGAGUUUAGUUUUACCACUGAGCACAUCAAGGGUGAGACUAAUCGGGUCGCAGAUGCCUUAUCCAGGCGCCCUGACCACGACCAGGAGCACAUCCAUCUCUCUUCCAUCUCGGUUAGCACCGUCCACCACUCGGUGAUCGACGAGUUUCGCACUCAGUACCGCCACUGCCCCGACUAUCGCGACAUCCACGAGACCCUUCGGAGUGGCAAGACCGUCCCGAACUACUCUCUCGGGGACAACGGGAUUGUGUACUGGCACGGUUCACAGGGCACCAGAGAGCCCCGUAUUUGCGUUCCCUCCUCUGGACAGCUACGUGUCCGAGCAGUAGCAGAGUUCCAUGACCAGGCAGCCGCCGGUCAUAUGGGCUUCCACAAGACGUUGGCUCGUGUGAGCCGCCUGUAUGUCUGGCCGAAGCGCAAGGACUUUGUGAAGGACAACGUCGCAGAGUGUCCCACCUGUCAGAAGGCAAACAGUGCAAACCACCUUCCUUAUGGUUUGCUCCAACAUCUUCCUAUCCCUGAGGAUCGUUGGCAGUCCAUUUCGAUGGACUUUAUCGGUCCUCUUCGACCUUCGACCCCCCGCGGUCAUGAUGCUAUCUUGGUCGUUGUCGACUGCUUCAUGAAGCGUGCACCCUUUGUUCCAUGCCGCUAUGCCAUCAGUGCACGUGAGGUCGCCGACAUCGUGUUUGACCGAGUCGUGCGUGACCACGGCUUACCUCUGAGCAUCAUAUCUGACCGUGACCCGCGCUUUACCAGCCGAUUCUGGCGACGGCUCCACGAGGUGUACGGCACUCAGCUCCGCUUCUCCUCGUCUUACUAUCCUCAGACUGGUGGUCAGACCGAGAUCACGAACAGGACUCUCGGGGAUAUUCUCCGAAAGAUUGUUCGUCACGACCAGCAGUGGGAUCUCCAUCUUGCCCACGCGGAGAUAGCCUACAACCACGCCGUCUCGCCAGCCACGGGGAUGUCGCCUUACUAUUGCGACCUCGGCUACCACCCGCGUGUUCCCGCGGACUUCCUUCGACCGUCCCAGAUGCACCCCGACACGAGUUGUCCAGCGCUUGAUGAUUGGGUUGCACACAUGACGUCGAUUAUGAAGACCGCACAUGAGCACAUAGCCGCUUCUCUGACUCGCAUGGCAGCACGUGCGAACCGAUCGAGGAUGGAUCAUCCAUUCAAAGUCGGUGAUGACGUGCAUAUCGACGCCCGCCACUUACAGCUCGAAGCGGACACGCUUCGCAAGUUUCGGCGUCGCUUCUUUGGCCCAUGCCGCAUCCUCCAGGUUGUCGGUUCUGAUACGGCGUCUAGCCCGGUCAGCUUCCGUGUGAAGCUGCUCGACUACCUACGCCAGGCACGUAUGCACGAUGUCUACCACGUCUCGUUACUGCGUCCUUACCGCAGACCGUCUGAGCGUUUCGCCGGACGACCAUACGAGCGCCCUCCACCCAUCAUGGUGGACGGUCACGAGGAGUUCCUCAUUUCAGACAUCAUUGGUCGCCGAGUCACCGACGACAACCCUCCCCACGUCGAGUAUCUCGUACGUUGGAAGGGUUACCCUGAUGAGGAGGCUACCUGGGAGCCCCUCGAGCACUUGCAGCACGCUCGCAUGUUGGUGCGUGCCUAUGACCGUGCUUGUCGUGCUGGGUUCACUGCUCCUCCUCAGCCCACUGACCCUCCUCCUUCUCCUCCGGCUGAGUAGACUGCUGAAGUCGAGCCUGCUCCAUCUGAGGCAGACCUUCAGCAGCAGCCGGAUGCUUCGGAGCGUCCACAGCGCACUCG
Messenger RNA from Chara braunii, 2381 nucleotides. The record is from the annotation of a GenBank genome assembly. Lineage: Eukaryota; Viridiplantae; Streptophyta; Charophyceae; Charales; Characeae.